AGCUUGAACAUAUUUUCUUGUAGACAAAGCCACACAAUCGGGUCAAUGGGUUUUACUAGGGCUUAUUAAUCAAGAAAACUGAAAACUCCUUCUCUAGCUCCUUCAGACUGCAAUCGGAUCUUUUUGAGUUUAAUUUCGGUUUCUAGCUCAGAUAACUGAAUCGGAGAAGUAGCAAUGAACAACAUCGUGAAAUCUAGUAAUCUCAGCAAGAUACGGCACCUCCUCCAAUCUGUUCCGCCGUCAUGGGCCGCCCGAGCCAUCUCUACCGCUUCUUCUUCCAUUCUUGGGCAGUCUUCCGUUCUCGCCAAUCGUCUCUCGGCGCCGCGUAAUCCCUCCCCCUUCAGCUACACCGCUGUCCGCCAAUUCCGUAAUGCUCGCGAUCCUAGCUCCAGGUAUGAGAUUCCGCCACCUAUGAACUGGGGGGUUCGGAUUGUGCCCGAGAAGAAGGCUUUCGUCAUUGAGCGAUUCGGGAGGUAUGUGAAGACAUUGACUCCUGGAAUCCACGUGUUGAUUCCGUUAGUAGACAAAAUUGCGUAUGUUCAUUCCCUCAAGGAAGAGGCCAUUCCCAUUCCGGAUCAGUCGGCUAUUACCAAGGACAAUGUCAGCAUUCUUAUUGACGGUGUUCUCUAUGUGAAGAUAGUUGAUCCUAAACUGGCUUCAUAUGGAGUUGAGAAUCCGUUGUAUGCUGUGAUUCAACUUGCUCAAACAACUAUGCGUAGUGAGCUUGGUAAGAUCACUCUGGACAAGACUUUUGAGGAGAGGGAUACUCUAAAUGAAAAGAUAGUGAUGGCUAUCAAUGAUGCUGCAAAAGAUUGGGGCUUGAAGUGUCUCCGUUAUGAAAUAAGGGAUAUAUCACCUCCUCGUGGGGUUAGGGCAGCUAUGGAGAUGCAAGCAGAAGCUGAACGUAAGAAAAGGGCUCAAGUUCUGGAAUCAGAAGGAGAAAGGCAAGCAAAUAUUAACAUUGCUGAUGGAAGGAAAAAUGCCGUGAUCCUUGAAUCAGAAGCAGCAAAAAUGGACCAGAUUAACAGAGCUCAAGGUGAAGCUGAGGCCAUUCUUGCCAAAGCACAAGCUACAGCAAAAGGAAUUGUUAUGGUUUCUCAAUCUCUCAAGGAACACGAGGGUUCUGAGGCAGCAAAUCUUAGAAUUGCUGAGCAGUACAUUCAAGCCUUCGGCAACAUCGCAAAGGAGGGCACAACACUAUUGCUUCCAACGAGUGCUUCUGAUCCUGCCAGUAUGAUUGCUCAAGCUCUGAAUAUCUACAAAGGCUUAGCAACCAAGAAUUCUAGCAGUGGAUCUACCAAGGUCUCAGCCAAACAGAAUGUUUCAACUGGAUCCCUCGACGACCAGAACUCCACUACUCCUAUAUCCAACGAUGAAGAUCAAGCAAGUGACCCUGUUUUCUCACUACAAACCCCCAAGCACAAAGAUUAAGUGUGUACCAACUACCAAACCAAACUCAUCACAGCACAGAACCUCCUUCCCUGGUUUAUUAUUUUGGCCAAAUUUCUAGCCUUAGUAUUCUUGUUAAGGUGAAUGUGGAUCAAAGAUUGGCGAUAGAAUGAGUGUUCUUUUUGUAGUCAUAAAACAAGAAAGCGUUUUGGCCCAUCGUCACAUCAUACAUCUCGCAGAAACAUACUGGCCUUUUGCAAUUACCCAAACCCCUUUCAGAGUUUCAAAUUCACUUAAUUGUAGUUGUCAUCCAAAUAAUGUUUUCCUUCGAAUUGAAAGAAUAGUACUCUUUAAUUGAUCA
Messenger RNA from Ipomoea nil (Japanese morning glory), 1750 nucleotides. RefSeq names its product stomatin-like protein 2, mitochondrial. Bases 175 to 1431 code for a protein of 418 amino acids. NCBI's taxonomy places the organism in Eukaryota, Viridiplantae, Streptophyta, Magnoliopsida, Solanales, Convolvulaceae. Gene Ontology annotation, cellular component: membrane. The record is from RefSeq and is a predicted model, not a curated record. The transcript has 11 exons.